Molecule: messenger RNA, 2796 nt
Organism: Eriocheir sinensis (Chinese mitten crab)
Lineage: Eukaryota; Metazoa; Arthropoda; Malacostraca; Decapoda; Varunidae
Product: cilia- and flagella-associated protein 251-like
Exons: 6
Coding region: 81-623 (180 amino acids)
Source: RefSeq, a predicted model, not a curated record
CGCCGCUGUUGCCGAGCAGACGGGACUGGGGAGUGACGGGGCGCCGAGGACACUUAGACGAGAAAACUCGUAGCGCAAAGAUGCCGACCACACGUAGCAGUGGUGGCAGGCGGAAGGAGCCUGCUGCGAGGAGCGAACUACCCGCCAAGCGAGCAAGGAGGGGACCUGCGAAGGCCAAGAAGCCAGAGCCGGUCAAGGAGCCCGAAGUGGAGGAGGAUGUGGCGGAGGAAACCCCAGCAGCCGAGGUGGCGGAGGAGGUUGAGAACGGCCAGAGCAAUGGCGACGCCCACGAGGAGGUGAACGGGAAGGAGAAUGGAGUAGCUAUGGAGGAGGAGGAACCAGCCAAGGAGGAGGAACCAGCCAAGGAGGAGGAAGAGGAGGAAGGAGAGGCCAAGGAGGAGGAAGAGCCAGCUAAGGAGGAGGGAAAGAAGGAGGAGGAGGCCCCCAAGGAAGAGGAGGCAGAGGAAGCUCCCAAAGAGGAAGAAGCUGUGACUGAGGAAAAGGAAAAUGAGCCUGAAGCUGAGCCGGAGCCAGAGCCAGAACCAGCCCCCGCCCCUGCCCCCACCAAGGGCAGGCGAGGCCGCAAACCCAAGAAGGCUUCGGUGGAGCAUUGCAAAUCAUGAGGCGUGUUCAAGCGGAAUGCUAAUCGAGUAAUCGACAGCAUCCGUGGCGAGUUCCCCGAUAUUGAGGUGGAAGUCAAUUCUAAAAAACCACGCAGCAAGACCUUUGAGAUCACCAUAACUUUCGAGGAUGGGGAGUCUGUCUUGGUGUGGUCGGGGCUCAAGAAAGGCCCACCUCGCAGGCUGAAGUUCCCUGAGGAUGAGGUCGUCACUGCCAGCAUCAAGAAACUUUGUGACGAGGCCCCAGGGAGUAACUAGAAUGGGACUUGUCAAUACUCUGCUCCGGAACACCUCACUCAGGCUCAGUGUUCUUAUCUAUUUAAAGUUUUCCCAAGUGUAAUGGAUGUAACUACUCUGUGAGGGUAUAUUGGAGUGAGUUGUGAUGGUGGGCUUUGGGUCAUGGUAAACUUUGGUUGUUGGGAGCAUGAGGCUGCCAGGAUGGUUGGCAGUCUUGUGUGAGUGUCAGAUGAUGUGAUGUCUUUUGCCAUUCCUUUUGGUGACUUCUGCGGUCAUGAAGGAUGUGGCAGCUGGGUCAUGUUCUGUGUGUAAGGAGAACAAGAGUGUCAGGAUAGUUGACAGUCUUGAGAGGCUGAGAGAGUCUGGAGAUGGAGUUGUAAUCAUAUGCUUUUUUAUUAAGCCACAGAUAAUAAUUUGAAAAGUUAUUAGUUUUUUAGUUAAUUUUUUAUAUUUUCUAUGCUUGUUGAAGAUGAGGUUGUCAGAUUUAUUGUUAGCCUUGGUGUUGUGUUCCGAGCAAAGUGUUACACCAAGAGACAGUCACCCGGGGAGGCGAGGGACUGGCCUCUGCCGGGUGCUCCUGUUAUGAAGGUCGCGGGUCAAAGCAGAGCUCUGCAGCCUAAGACUGGAUGUCCUGGAGCGCCCGCUGGGGUGACCCAGAGCCUGAGUCUUCUGGGUGACUGUCAUCACAGUCACUCUUGUGAGUGUCUGAGUCCCUGGAAUCACUGUCACAUGUACAAAGUUUGCCGUGGAUUGGCUGUGGCCGGCUGGGAUGGCCUGGGGCGGCCCCGGCUGUGCCACAAGCCAGUGUCGGCAAGCACUUCAGACUCCCAACUGAUACUGACUUAGGCUAAGGAAUUUAAUUGGAUGUCUUUCAUCCUAUGUGUUUGCUUUGUGAUGUGUAGUUUUGUAGUGUCUAGUGAGUACACACACCACCCUGCCACGGUUUAGUUCUGUUCAUCACAAAUCAAGACCUUGCCUGGAAAUCAUUCUAGGGGGAUUAGUUUAGUGUAGCUUAGACAUUGUCAAGCAGUUAAGGGUCACCUACAAACACCGUAUGUCAAAAUCUGUUUGUAGACCAAGUACUGAAUAUGCUCAUGUAAGAAUGUUUUGAAACGAUGUUUUAAAGUCAAGUUUAGGAGCAAGUUGACUUUCACAUGGAUACUAUUUUUCUAGGGGGGUUGCUAUUACUACUGCUGCUACUACUAUUACUACUACUACUGCAAAUACUUUUCUUGAGGGUUAAUUUAUUCCUCACUCAGACAUAUCAUAGUCUUGUGGAUCCAAUUUUACAUGAGAAUAUCUGGUAAUGGUAAUACUUCAUGGAGGGUUCAGUACAAGCCUGCAUCACAUAGCACUUAUAAGCCACCAAGUGGUGCUAAGUUUAUAGAUGUAGACUUUGAUCUGACCAGAGAUCAAGAAAAUAAAUGUUUGAUCCCUUCAGAAUCAUAAGGCUGCAAGUGUCAAUCUUUAAAAAGAAAAAGUAUUGAAGUUUAGUUUAUGUCUACAUUGUUAUUGUCAGGCUGUGCAGUUUUGGACCUUGUUGGAUAACCACAAGUCUCUUCCACAAGGCAAAGGACACUUGGGAGAGCCUGUUUGUUGUCAGCACAUUGUUUAUUUUGGCCACAGUGGUGUUUGCAGCCUUCUGAUUCUAGGCGCAUCAGGUGUUUGCCAUAGGCCUAUGUAUUAUUUUUUUGAAGGAAAAUUGUAAGCUAGAAAUGAGUAUCAGAGUAUCCUCUGGUCUCAUCUGUGGGAAAGAUUCAAACCUCAAAGUUAUUUUUCCAAAAUUAAAGUAUUUGGAUGUGUCUUUCUCUUGGUUACCAAAGACUGAAUACCAUUUGAUGUAGCCUUAGUGAAUGUAAAACUCAAGGGAAGCAAGCAAAGCCACUUUUGGGAACAUUUUGUGAAUUCUUGAAUACUGAAAUUAAAGUGAAGUUGUACA